Mobula hypostoma (lesser devil ray) is the source of this 11432-nucleotide messenger RNA. It is a transcript of the gene slc7a9, whose product is annotated as solute carrier family 7 member 9. The coding region runs from base 185 to 1681 and encodes 498 amino acids. Gene Ontology annotation, molecular function: L-amino acid transmembrane transporter activity. Lineage: Eukaryota; Metazoa; Chordata; Chondrichthyes; Myliobatiformes; Myliobatidae. Gene Ontology annotation, biological process: amino acid transmembrane transport. The record is from RefSeq and is a predicted model, not a curated record. The transcript is spliced from 13 exons. Gene Ontology annotation, cellular component: membrane.
AUGAACCACUGCAGAACGUUUCAGAACACUCCUCAUUGAUAACUUAGUUGGGAAACAGGAGUUCCAGCUUUUACAAUUCUACGGCAAGCAUAGAAUCACAGAUUUCCAAGUACAUUCUUUUUGCCUUUCAAGAGACUGUUCAAUACCGCUACUAAGGUACUCAAGCAAUUGUUUGGAGCUGACAAUGGAUGAGACGAAUGUGACAAAAAGGAAGAUUGACUCAGGGAACAAUAGGAGCCUAGAAAUCAUUGAAACAGAGUUGGAAUUCAAACAGAAUAAACCGACAAAUGUAGCUUUACAGAAAGAGGUUGGCUUGAUUAGUGGUAUCAGUCUCAUUGUGGGGACUAUGAUUGGCUCAGGAAUUUUUAUAUCACCUACAUCUGUCUUAGAGAAUACUGGAGCGGUGGGCCCUUGUUUGAUUAUCUGGGCAGCUUGUGGAGUCCUGGCAACAAUAGGUGCUCUAUGCUAUGCAGAUCUGGGAACAAUGAUCCCUCAAUCAGGAGGAGAAUAUUCAUAUCUUCUGGAAGCUUUUGGCCCAAUUCCUGCAUUCCUGUACUCCUGGAUGAGUAUAACUGUUGUAAAGCCCUCUUCAUUUGCUAUCAUUUGCUUGAGUUUUGCUCAAUAUGCAGCAGCACCCUUCUAUCCAGGCUGUGAUCCCCCCCAGAUUGCCACCAAAUGCCUUGCUGCUGUUGCUAUAAUUUUAAUCACAUUGGUGAACUCCCUGAGUGUCAAGCUCGCUUACUACCUUCAGAACUUUUUAACUGCUGCUAAGCUGCUGAUUGUUGCUGUCAUCAUAAUGGCUGGAAUUGUUCUAAUUGCACAAGGAAAUACACACAACUUUAAAAAUUCCUUUGAUGGAGCUCAGACCUCUUUCGGUUCUAUUGGUUUGGCAUUUUAUAAUGGACUCUGGGCUUAUGAUGGAUGGAAUCAACUCAAUUUUAUCACUGAAGAACUCAAGAAUCCAUACAGAGAUUUACCACUUUCCAUCAUGAUUGGAAUUCCUUUGGUCACAAUUUGUUACAUCCUGGUUAACGUUGCAUAUUUUGCAGUGAUGACUCCCAAUGAACUUCUGCAAUCUCCCGCUGUCGCUGUAACUUUUGGAAAUCGGGUACUCACACCAGUCUCUUGGAUAGUUCCACUUUUUGUUGUAUUUUCUACCUUUGGAGCUGCAAAUGGUUCCUGUUUCACAGCUAGCAGGCUUACAUUAGUCACAGCCCGUGAGGGUCAUAUGGUUAAGUUGCUAUCAUACAUCAACAUCAGACGUUUAACACCAUCACCAGCCCUCAUGUUCAAUGGAUUUCUAGCUAUUAUCUACAUAAUUCCAGCAGAUAUCGACAUCCUUAUAAAUUACUUCAGCUUUGCUUCCUGGAUUUUUUAUGGACUGACUGUAUUCUCAUUGAUUGUCAUGCGAUUUACAAGAAAAUCUCUGAAAAGACCAGUAAAGGUUCCUAUAAUUUUUCCAGCCAUUGUAACUAUUAUUUCCAUCUACUUGGUUCUUGCUCCUAUCAUUGGUGAGCCAGACUGGGCAUACCUGUACUGUGCACUAUUCAUUGUGGGAGGACUGAUAUUUUACAUCUUGUUUGUUUACUUUCACUUCGAUUGGAUCCAUAAAAUAAUGCGGCCUAUUACCAUGCAUUUGCAGCUGCUGAUGGAGGUGGGACCAGAAGAGACUGAAAAGUAAAAGUAUUAAUCAAUGCACUGUUACUUCUGUUUCUAAUAUUUCCAAUUAUUCAAGGUGGAAAGAAAUACAUUAACUGGCAUCAUUUUUGGAGAACAGCACCAAUUCUCACUCCUUAAUUAUUAGUAUAUAUACUUACGAUUAAGUAAAUUCUGUUCUUUACGACCUGCUCUUGUAUAUAUGCCAUCUCAUUAACAAAUUGAGUGUACACUUAGAACAUUAAUAUUAAAAGUUGAUGUGGUGUAGAAUGUUCGUGGAUGUUAUAAAAACUGAUUUUGAGAGCUGUAUUUAUUUAUUAAUGUACCAACAUCAAGGGGUUUACCAUUCUAUUUUCCCAUGCAGAAAAUGCUGGUCUUCAAACUAGUUGCAGAGUAAUGCACUGGACAAAAUAGUAAGUAUUUUCUGGAAGGGUCUAAAUCAUCCUUUCCACUUCAAUAGUUAUCUUACUUGUGGUAGGGAUUGAAAAUUCUUGUUUGUUUUCGUAAAUCUAAGAACUGUGUGGCAUCAGUCUGGGAAUGGCAUUUGAUACGGGAAGUCUAAAAGUGUUUGUGUGUAUAAGCCUACAUGUGAAAUACAGUAUCAUUAAGCAGAUGCCCAUCAUUGUGUAAGCAUUUAUUCCCAUAUAGCAAAGUCUGAUUUCUAGUUGCCUCCCUUGCCACUGAGUUAAGACCUUACACUGUUGAAUCUGUGUAGUAGCAGGUGCACAACAGCUUCUCAGCAUUUAAAUACAACCUACAAGCAACUUCCACUGUAUAAAGCAAAGUUCAGGAACUGAUAUGUUCAUAGCCUCAUUAACAGUUCCGGCUCAAAAACUCAGAUUCUUUGACAUUGCGACCCUUAGUGAGACAAGAUAGCAGGAGGUGAUCAAUUUAAAGAACAAGCCAACUGGUUGCACCUCCUUUUGGUGAGGAAAACUGGAAGAGGAAUGUUGUCUUCGUGGACUGUGCUUCAUCAUUUUCAAAGUGCUGGUCCAGCAACUGCCCCAGUUAAAUUAUGAAUUCCCUGCAACUCCUGCUCCAAGCACUCCAAAAGAGGAGGUUCAAAGAUAACUAUAACUUCUGCACUAUUAUAAGCAGCCAUGAUGCUGGAUUAAUUACUGACUAAUCCAUUUCUAUUAUCCUUGCCCCUGAUACUUUAGAACCUCCAGCAUACUGCAGGUGUCUACCACAGUGAAGAUUGAUGCAAAAUACUUAUUCAGUUCGUCUGCCAUUGCCUUAUCAGCAGUUACCAUCUCUUAAACAUCAUUUUCCAGUGGUCCAAUAUUCACACUCUCCUCUCUUUUACUCUGAAGAAACUUUUGGUUUCCUCUUUAAUACUGUUGGCUAGCUGACCUUUGUAUUCUGUCUUUUCUCCCUUUAUGACUUUUUUCAGUUGCAUUCUGUUGGUUUUAAAAACUUCCCAGUCCUCUAACUUUCCACUAAUAUUUGCUCUAUUACAUGCCAUCUCUUUGGCGUUUAUGUUGAGUUUGACUUCUCUUGUCAGUAUAGUUGUGUCAUCCUAUCUUUAGAAUACUUCUAUCCUGCGCUUUCCAAAUUGCUUCCAGAAACUCCAGCCAUUGCUGCUCUGCCAUCAUCCCUGCUAGUGUUUUAUUCCAAUCACCUUUAGCCAGCAUCUUUCUCAUGCCUCUGUAAUCCCCUUUACUCCACUGUAAUACAAAUACAUCUGCUCCUCCUUCUCAAAUUCUAUCAUGUUAUGAUCACUGCUCCCUAAAUGUUCCUUUACCUUAAGCUCUCUAAUCAAUUCUGGUUCAAUGCACAACACCAAAUCUAGAAUAGCUGAUCCCCUAGUGGGCUCAACCACAAGCUGCUCUAAAAAGCCAUCUUGUAGGCAUUCUACAAAUUUACCCCUCUUGGGAUCCAGCACCAUUCUGACUUUCCCAAUCCACCUGCAUUAUAAAAAUCUCAGUGACUAUUGUAACAUUGCCUGUCUAUCUAUCAUGAACUUUCUAUCUCCCAAUAUAAUUCGUAGCCCAUGUUUUUGCUACUGUUCAGAAGCCUGUAUAUAACUCCCAUCAUGGUCUAUUUGCCCACAAUGAUUCUACACCUUCUGAUCCUAUGUCACCUCUAUCCAGGGCUUUGAUUUCAUUUUUUUUAACCAACUGUGGAGCCCCCCCUCCCCUGCCUACCUGCCUGUCCUUUUGAUACAAUCUGUAUCCUUGGAUUUUAAGCUCCCAACUAUAAUCUUCGUUCAGCCAUGAUUCAGUGAUGCCCACAAUGUCAUACAUGCAAAUCUCUAACAUUGCCACAUAUUCAUCUACCUUAUUCCAUACACUGUGUGCAUUCAAAUAUAAUACCUUCAGUCCUGCAUUCAUCAUUCUUCUCAAUUUUGUCCCCCUCUUACAUUACAACUCAUCCCAUUGACUGCAAUUUUGCCCUAUCAUCAGCCUGUCUUUGCUAGCAGUCCCACUACGCACUGCCUCUGUUUGUAAACCAACUGCUCCAUCUUUAGCCCUAUCACUCCAGUCCCAUUCCCCUACCAAAUUAUUUUAAACCCUUCCAUGCAGCUGUAACCCUCUUACCGAGGCAUGCAACAAACCAGGCUCGUAAGCUAACUCUGGUUAACAGCCACGUGACUCAGUAUUGCAUGGGUAACAGUGAGAACACCCACCUUCAAUAAGCAACACCUGUCUAGGGGUCGGUAUGAUUUGGAUUCAAUCUAAUAGGAAAGUUGGAAUGUCCUGUGAGGAAAUGAAAAUUGUGGUGAAUGUUGUAUCAAUACUGCCCUAUGCAAAGUUAUUGUUUGCCAAGAAAUAACAAACAUUACAAAUAGUUCAACUUUAACAACAGUGAAUAGAAAAAAAAGGACCCAUUAAAGUUAAACCAAUCUUAGUGUGCACAUAAAUAUUGUAGUUCAUUUCUGGAUAGUCAGGUGUUUCACUUUGAUUACUCACGCAGUGAACCCACAUUCUUUGCGAAAGGCUCCAGCCAUAAUUCGAACUUCCCCCAAAGUCCAUUACGAAUGAAUUAGCUAAUUCAGGAGUAUUGGCACUUCCUGCUUGGAACCAAUCGUCUGCACAAAGCACUUCUUACAAAGGGGUCUCUCCUUCGGAGAGCAUCUUCUCCGCAUCUCCUCCUCCUCCUUCCAGCCCCUGCCAACAAACUGUUAAAACCAACCCAUGUCUCCCAGAGGUCUGAUCCUGCCCAGCUCUCUGGAAUGUUCCAUGGCAUCCCACUGGACAGAAUAUGACCAAGACAAACCUGAUUGGCUGACACAAGGUUCCUAAGCAGAGAAAAUGGUUCCUUAUUUAGCAGAAAACAAAACACUGCACUGUGAAGCUUAAUUAACCAAACACACUGCACUGUACAGAAAAGCUGCAGAAAAUAAAACACUUAAUAGCACAACAGUAGUAAUACACUAAAACAUGUUCUUAACCAAGGCACUACACAGCUCUGGCAAACCUGCCUGCAAGGAUAUUGUUCCUCCUCGGGUGGAGGUGUAACCUAUUCCUUUCGUACAGGUUGUAUCUCUCUCGGAAGGUAUCCCAAAUGAGCCAGAAAUUUGAACCCCUGCCCCUGCACCAGUUCCUCAGCCACACAUUUAUCUGUCAAAUGCUCCUGUUUUUAUUCUCAUUGGUGCGUAGGGAUUACUACCCCGGUGGUCCUGCUUUUCAGCUUUCGACCUAGCUCCCUAAAAUCCCUUUUCAGGACCUCCUCCCUUCCCCUACCUACGUCAUUGAUGCCAACGUGUACCAAGAUUUCUGGCUGCUCAUCUUCCCCCUUUAGAAUGCCAUGUACCUGAUCCAAGACAUCCCUGACCCUGGCACCUGGGAGGCUCAUACCAUCUGGGUGUCUCUAGUGCAUCCACAGAAUCUUGUCUCUAUUUCUAAAACUUUCACUGUUGCAGUUCUCAUCACCUCUCUCCUUUUCUGAGCCAUGGUCCCAGAGACCCAGUCGCUAUGGCUCCCCCUUGGUAGGUCAUCCCCCUCAACAGUGUCCAAAAUUGUAUACAUAUUAUUGAGGGGAAUGGCCAUGGGGGUACUCCAUGCAAGCUGCCCUUUUCCCUUCCUUAUCCUGACAGCCUCCCAGUUACCUGCCUUCUGCAACCUAGGGGUGACUACCUCCCUAUAGCUCCUAUCUAUCUUCUUCAGUUUCCCAAAUGAGACAAAGGUCAUUGAGCUACAGCUCAAGUUCCUUUAACAUAUGCUCUGAGGAGCUGUAGUUCGGUGCACCUGGUGCAAGAUGUGGUUAUCUGGAAGGCUGGAGGUCUCCAAGAAUUCCCAAGUCUCGCACCACAAAAAAAAAACACAGCCCCUUGAGCUAUUCUCACAGUACUAAAUGUGCCCUAACAGAGGAGGAAUGAAGAAACUUUCCAGAAAUUUACCUCAGCUAAGCCUGUGGAGCCAAAGUCAAAGUCUCCCCUCUCUAACACCGGCCCACUCAUACAAUGGCCACUCUGCUUGCACCUGCCUUGUUUUUACUCACCCUUGCUAAUGAAUCCUGUUCACUGAUUGGGUACAAUUCAAACUCAAAAACUGAUGUGAAGCACUGCUUUUUCAAUCUUCAAUACGGACUUGCGUGAAUUUGCCUCCUCUUCUUGUGCUUGCAUUCACUGAUGGGGUGCGGUUCAGACUCCCUUACAGGUUUACAAAAUUAAAGGCAUAGAUAGGGUAGAUGGUUAAAAUAAAUCCCCAUAGCAAAGGUAUUUGAGCAGGUGAUGGAGCAGAGCCUUCAUAAUGCACAGUGAACAUUGAAUAGCUAGGACAAAGGGGUAUGGACAAAAUAGGAUUAGUAUAGAUGAAGAUUUAAUAGGAUUGGUGUUGUAUAUCUCUACAUUACCUCAAGUCAGAGUCAGUUUCCUAAUGGUACACUAGAAAAUGACUCUUUCAUUAUUAACAUGUACAAUAGUACCCGAGCUGGCUUUACAGAACCAUCCCCCACUAGCAGUGACAGAAUCUUCAGACUAUAUAUCUUAAUUUCAGAAUUUCCUUAUGAAAAUUUUCUCACUUUAUAAUGAGACUGUCUUUACGUUGUAAUCAUCCUUUGAAACUUACCUUCUCAAAUGCAUCUUUGUGUUCUGUACUAAACUAGUUGCAGGUUCCUCCAUGCAUUUUUAGGUCAGCAAAAGUUCAUCCUUAUUAUUUCACUUUUCUCAGACUAUAGGACCAUAACAUAUAGGAGCAGAAUUAGGCCAUUUGGCUCAUCAAGUCUGCUCUGCCAUUUCAUCAUGGCCAAUCCAAUUUUCCUCUCGGCUCCAAUUGCCUCCUUUCUCCCCGUAUCUCUUCAUGUCCUGACCAGACGAGAAUCUAUCAAACUCUGCCUUAAAUACACAUAAAGACUUGGCCUCCACAGCUGCCCGUGGCAAAGAAUUCCAGAGAUUCACCACUCUCUGGCUAAAGAAAUUCCUCCUCAUCUCCAUUCUAAAAGAAUGCCCCUCUAUUCUGAGGCUGUGUCCUCAGGUCUCAGAUUCUCCCACCAUGGGAAACAUCUUGAUGUCACUCUAUUAAGGCCUUUCACCAUUUGAUAGGUUUCAAUGAGAUCACCCCUCAUUCUUCUAAAUUCCAGUGAGUACAGGCCCAGAGCCAUCAAACACUCUUCAUAUGACAAGCCAUUCAAUCCUGGAAUCAUUUCUGUGACCCUCCUUGAAACCCCCUCCAGUUUCAGCACAUCCUUUCUGAAUCUGCUCACAAUACUCCAAGUGAGGCCUCACCAGUGCUUUAUAAAGUCUUGAAAUUACAGCUUUGCUUUUAUACUCUAGUCCUCUUGAAAUGAAUGCUAACAUUGCAUUUGCCUUCUUCACCGCAGACUCAACCUGCAAAUUAACUUUUAGGGAAUCCUGUACAAGGACUCCCAAAGUCCUUUGCACCUCAGUUUUUUUUUGUAUUUUCUCUCCAUUUAGAAAAUAGCCAAUCCUUUCAUUUCUUCUAUUAUUUUUAUUUUUAACCAUUCGUCAUCUGUCGGUAAUCAAGUGUUGUUAUUUCUGAGAUGACAGAAUUUUGAGUUUAGCAAAGUGAUUUCCAAGAACCUCAUUUUUUUGUAGAAUACUCAAAUCUAAGCUGUCUUGAAAGUCCGGUCUUCAAUGUUAUUCCUGCAUUGGGCAAUGCUGGAGUUAUUUAAGGACAGGAUUCAAGAAGAUGAUUGACAUUGGAUGAGUAAUCCCCUCUAUGCCUGCAAAAUGUAUUUUCUGUAAACUUUAUUUUAAGAUGACAGUUGUUGUUUGUUCAGUGAUUUUUUUACUCCUAUUAAAUUACCCACAUGCAGGAGCUCUCUACUAUUCUUCAUCAUUGUGUUUGUAUCUCCUAACCUAAUUAGGCCUAAUUUCCAUAGCAAUCCCCACUUAUGGGCUUCCAAAAUGAAAGAGCAAUUUACUUAUGGAAUCUACUGGAGAGCCAAGCAGCAAGGACCUGAAAGCAAUCAAGCCUUUGAUCUUUGAAAUAAAUUGACAUGACUGGGGCUGGAUCAGAGCAAACCUGGUCCACAGAAAUUUCCCAGGAAUCUUUGGAUGGCAAAGAUAGAGUAGGUUGCUGUUAGAAGAUUUUUCCCCCCAAUGUUUCUGAUUAUCCUGAAAAGAUUAAACACUUAAAGUGUAAUAACUAAGUAAGGAAUACCUACUUUAUUCUGAUCUUUUUUUUAAAACUGUAUUUUAAUGAGUUUAUGUAUUGCAUGUUGGAUACAAUGUGGUACAUGACCCAAUAGUGGGCAUUACUUUAUGUACUGGACAACUGAAACAAGCUCCUACUCAACCAGUGAACUCCAUCCAGGGUCCAAAGGAGAUGUCCUAGCAGGAAAUUGUCAGUAAAGUCUCUGGUGGCAUCCGUUAGUCUCGUGAGACCAUGGAUCCGCGCCUGGAAGUUUCCAGGGCACAGGCCUGGGCAAGGUUGUAUGGAAGUCCAGCAGUUGCCCCUGCAGCAAGUCUCUCCUCUCCACGACACCAAUGUUGUCCAAGGGAAGGGCAAGGGCCGAUACAGGUUGGCACCAGUGUCAUCGUAGGAGUUGCCAGAACAAGGUUGAAGGCAAUUUCGGACUGCCUUAGGGACUCCAGCUCCAGAUUUGUCCUCAGGGUUUACUCACGAAGCUUUUCCCAUGAGUGGGUAUGGCCGCAAGGAAGCGGAGGUUUGAAAUCAGUUUUCCCUCUCUUAGGUGGACUGCCUUCCCAGGCUGACAAGCUCCAUCUACCCAAAAUCAGUAAAGUAUGGUUUACAAUAUUAGGAUUGCAGCAUUUCCAUUGGAAUCUUGAAGUUGCUGGUACUUAAGUGCUUAAUGGAAGCAUUUCUUUGAAGGGCUGUCAGCAUGAUGCAUAAUAUGUUAAAACUUUUUUAUUAGCAGUCUUUCAGGAAUUGAGAUUGGCUGAGAACUUAAGUAGGAUUACAGUCUGCUCCUGAAUCCUUGCUUUUUUCAGUUAAAAUAUGGCUUUUUUUAAAAAACAUUUUGUAGGUUAGGAAUAUCAGAAAGGCUGGACCCAAUAAGCUGCUAUGUGAUGUUCUUGAAGGCAGUUACAAUGACAGUACCAUGCUUGAGGUCUUUGUGUCUUUCAGUAGGCAUUGAUCAUUUCUCUAUCCUUAAUAAGAUCAUCUGAGAAAGUUCAUAGACUGAUGCCUCACUUUGGAGUAUUGUGAACAAUUUGGGCCCCUUAUCUGAGAAAGGAUGUACUGACAUUGGAUAGGUUCAUGAAAAUGAUUCUGGGAUUGAAAAGCUUGUCAUAUAAGGAGCUGUGUCCUCAUACACAGCCUCAGAAGAGAGAGGUGUCCUUUAGAACGGAGAUGAGAAGGAAUUUAUUUAGCCAGAGAGUGGUGAAUCUGUGGAAUUCAUUGCCACAGGCAGCUGUGCAGGCCAAGUCUCUGUGUUUAUUUAAGGCAGAGGUUGAUUGAUUCUUGAAAAAUCAGGGCAUGAAGAGAUAUGGGGAGAAGGUAGGAGACAGGGACUGAGGGGGAAAAUGGAUCAGCCUUGAUGAAAUGGCAGAGCAGAAUUCUGCACACCAAAUCAUCACUGGUGCAGCCAAUUGGUUUUAGAAGUCACAUAAUUAGUUAAAUGGAGUUGUUUUUGGAGACCUGUGGACAGUCAGGGUGUUUCAGUUGAUUGUCGUAAAGAUACACCUGAAAGGUCCAACUACUGGUGAGUCAGUAUCCUGGCAAAAACUACACCAUGAAGACAAAAGAACACUCCAGCAACUCCAUGAAAAGGUUAUUGAAACACACAAGUCAGGAGAGAAAUACAAGAACAUUUCCAAGUCACUGAAUAUACCUUGGAGUACAGUUAAUUCAAUCAUCAAGAAAUGGAAAGAAUAUGACACAGCUGCCUGCAGGCAAUCCUCAAAAACUGAGUGACAGUGCAAGAAGGGGACUAGAGAGGGAGGCCUCCAAGAGACUUAUGACAACUCUGGAGGAGUUACAAGCUUUACUAGCUGAGAUGGGAGAGACUAUGCAUACAACACCUGUUGCUCGGAUGCUUCACCAGACAUAGCUUUAUGGGAGAGUCCCAAAGAGAAAACAACUGUUGAAAAAAAACCACAUGAAAUCUCAGCUAUAGCUUGCCAGAAAGCAUGUGGGGAACUCUGAAGUCAGCUAGAAAAAGGUUCUCUGGUCUGAUGAAGCCAAAUUUGAGCUUUUUGGCAAUUACACUAAAUGUUAUGUUUGGCGUAAGAUGAACAGCACACAUCAUCAAAAACACACCAUCCUUUCAGUGAAGCAUGGUGGUGGCUGCAUCAUGCUGUGGGAUGCUUCACUGCAGCACGCCCAGGAAGGCUUGUGAAGGUAGGGGGUAAAAUGAAUACAGGGAAAUCCUGGAGGAAAACCGGAUGCAGUCUGCAAGAGAACUGCAACUUGGGAGAUUUGUUUUCCAGCAAGACAAUGACCCCAAACAUAAAGCCAAAGCUACACAGGAAUGGCUUAAAAACAACAGUUAAUGUCCUGGGGUGGCCAAGUCACACUCCAAACCUCCAUUCAAUUUUGAAUCUGUGGCUGCACUUGUAAAGGGCUGUUCACUCGUGAUCCCCAUGCAAUCUGACAGAGCUUGAGCAGUUUUGUAAAGAAGAAUGGGGGAAAAUUGCAGUGUCCAGAUGUGCAAAGCUGAUAGUAUCCACACAGACUCAAGGCUGUAAUUGCUGCCAAAGGUGCAUUUACUAAAUAGUGACUUCAAGGGGCUGAAUACUUAUGCAAUCAAUUAUGUGUUUUAUAUCUGUAAUUAAUUUAGAUCACUUUGUAGAGACCUGUUUUCACAUUGACAGGAAAGUGUAUUUUUCUGUUGGUCAGUGUCAAAAAAGCCAAUUAAAUCCAUUGUGAUUCAAUGUUGUAACAAUAAAACAUGAACAUUUCCAAGAGAGGUAAAUACAAUUUAUAGGAACUGUAUGGUUCAUAUUUAUGAGUUGAACAGAUAUGUUUCUAUGCUGUAUCUCUAUGAUAAACAUGAAAUUCAGUAUUUUCAUAACUUAAAACAUUAAAGAACCACUGAUGUAGGAAAUUGGCAAUGAAAAUGAAAAAGGAUGGAAAUGCACAGCAGAUUUUGCAGCACCUAUGAACAAGAAACAAAGAUAAUGAUGUUGAAGACCAAAUUUUCUCUCCACAGAUGCUACCCAAGGUAGUGAAUAUAUCCAGUGUUUUAUGUUGUUUUCAGUAUUCUCAUUCUAAGUAAAAAUUAAAGAAUUAUAUUUUGCUAACUUUAGUGACACGAAUUGAUCAAAUAGUCUUAACCCCAAGUCUGUGCGACUUCUUAGCUUUCCUAGAUUGUCUAUUUAAUUCUGUGCUAAGUUCGGUCUUAUCAACACACACAAAAUGCUGGAGGAAAGCAACAGGCCUGGCCUGCUGGCAUUUUGUGUGUGUUGC